Molecule: messenger RNA, 2106 nt
Organism: Kogia breviceps (pygmy sperm whale)
Lineage: Eukaryota; Metazoa; Chordata; Mammalia; Artiodactyla; Physeteridae
Source: RefSeq, a predicted model, not a curated record
AUGGAGAUGCCCGUCGUGGGACUUAGGUUGGGGCGGGGGACACGGAUGCUGGGAAUCGGGCGAUCGUUCUACGUCUGCAGCAGCCGAGGGGGCGGGGAGGCCUGUGGGUCCCUGUCCCGAAGGAUGAACGCGCGGAAGGGUGUGCCGGGCAGUGGGCGAGGCCAGCAGAGGCCCCGACGUGAGGGGGAGAACGUGUUUCCCGCCUUUUCCAGCUUCCAGAGGCGCCCGCGCUCCUCCACCCCCGAGAGCAGCAUCUUCCCGUCUCCGAGGCCCGUGGUCCGUGAUCACAUCUGCGAAACCCCCUUUCUGCGGUCUGCAGUGGUUCCCGACCAGGCAGCUAAUCCUUUCCAUAUGUCUGGGGAUGUGGAUUUCUUCUUACUCAGAGACCUGGAGCGGAAUAAAUCUCUAUCAGAUCGGGAGCAGAAAAAGCAGCUGCGGGUGCACGAGAAGAUGACCCACUCGUCCAACCUGGCGGCCAAGCACACCAGCCUGCGGCGCGAGCUGCAGCUGGAGGCCAAGGUGGCGGACCAGGAGGCGCGCGCAGAGAAGCUACGCAUCUUCCAGGAGCAAACGGCCUGGACUCUCUCCAUGACCCGAGAAAGGAAGAUGGAACCUGAUAACUUAAAGAGCUACAUCAACCAGAGGCGGGAAAUAUUCCUCAUCCAGUACGCCCUGGAUGUGAAGCGGAACGAGAUCCAGCGGCUGGAGAGGCUGGCGGCCAAGAAGGAGGCCGAGGCGGAGCGGGCGGAGAAGUUUCUGAAGAAGCACACUGCUCUAUUUGACGAGUUCGUCAGGGAAAACCACCGCAGCUCCAUGCAGGCCCUGAGAGUGGCUGAGAAGGAGUCCAAAGCGAAAAUGGAGAAGAUCCUCGAGAUUCGUGAUCUCACCGCCCAGAUCACGAACAUCAAGAGUCAAAUCUCCAAACUUGAAGACAUUCUGCAGAAUUACAAGGCCUACAAGGAUUUCCUGUACAAGCUGUCGCCCAGGGAGUGGCUGGAGGAACAGGAGAGAAAGCGCUUGGCUCUUUCAAGGACCAAGGAGGCGCUCGAGGCCUCUGAGGAGAACUUGCUCUUCUCUGAACUCGAGGACAAAGGACCAGAGAUCAAGGACCAGACGGGUCUCAGAGAGGAGCAGGGUCCAAAGAAGCCCGCCAAGGUCCUGCAGGUGACACAGCUGAGGCAGGUCCCGUCCGGCACUGUCAACCACCAGGAGGGCACCCAGCCCAGUGUGCCUGGCAAGCUGGACCCCAGAAGGUCGGGGCCUGGAGUCUCUCAGGCCUCGGCCCAGCUCGCCCCGGCUGCAGGCCGCCCUCGCCAGCUCCGGGGCCAGCAGAACCUGCGCGUCUGCGUAGGGGACCGUCUCACCCUCCCCGUGCAGGAGGACCCUGACAGCGACGGGGAGCAGGAGCUGGAGCUGUACUUCACGGAGCCCCAGCAGCUCCUGGAUGUCUUCAUCGAGCUGGGAGAGCAGAGCCUCUCACUGGUCCAGAACGCCCAGGAGGUGGAGGAGGCCUUGGAGGAGCUGAACCUCACCCUGAAAAACACCCAGAUCCGCAUGGACCGGGAUGUCAGGCAGCUGAAGCAGGGCAUCAACACGCUGACGACGUCCAUCGCCAAGGAGGAGAAGAUGGCCGCGGAGCUGGAGCUCAAAGCUCGCAUCUUCCAUUUUGGCGCGUAUAAGGGUGAUCAGGAGGACAAGCUGCUGGAGAGUCUGAACCGCAAGGUGCUGGACGUGUACCACCACUGUGUGGGCAGCCAGCAGGAGUCCGGCCUGAGCACCGUGGAGACGCUGGUCUCCAUCGAGCACCAUCUGGUCGAGCUGCUCGAGAACCUGGAGGGGGCGCCCCAGGUGAGGGUCGAGCAGGCCGAGAAAGCCAAGGAGAAGGAGCGCCGUUUGAGACUCCGGGAGGAGAACCUAAGGCUGCAGAAGCAGGUCCAGGAGGAGCGUGUGCGGCGGGCCCAGGCUCGGGCCCAGGCCGAGGUCCGGAAGAAGUGGGGCAGGAGGCUGGUGAGGCGCUCGCGGCCGCCCUCCCUGCACGGCAAGGACGACUCCAGGUGCGAGCCGUUGGACAAGGACGAGGUGGAGAAGCUGCUUUUCUUCACGUAG